Bicyclus anynana (squinting bush brown) is the source of this 8322-nucleotide messenger RNA. RefSeq names its product zinc finger FYVE domain-containing protein 26 homolog (gene Sptz). The record is from RefSeq and is a predicted model, not a curated record. Lineage: Eukaryota; Metazoa; Arthropoda; Insecta; Lepidoptera; Nymphalidae. Gene Ontology annotation, cellular component: midbody; centrosome; lysosomal membrane. Gene Ontology annotation, molecular function: phosphatidylinositol-3-phosphate binding; metal ion binding. The coding region runs from base 176 to 7009 and encodes 2277 amino acids. Gene Ontology annotation, biological process: double-strand break repair via homologous recombination; regulation of cytokinesis; mitotic cytokinesis. The transcript is spliced from 18 exons.
AAUGUUUCUGUUUUUUUGUGCUUUUUGUUGGUGUUUGUUCUUGAAAUGGGAAAUAAUUAUUAACUAAACAUAAAAACAAUAAAUUUACAUGUUUUGCGAUUACCGAAUACUGUGAUGUUUUUUCAUUUUACUAUGAUAUAAAUUACAACAGGUGUAAGAUUCCAAAACCAGCAAAAUGAAGGAGGAAGAGCUAAAAUAUAAUCUCAGAUUGCUGGACGAGCUUACUGUCGAUAUUUUUAAGGAGAUCCUGCAAAUAUUCAAUGUGACACAGGAAUCAAAAGCAAUCAAUCCACUCUCUAGCCAGACAUUAGAGUUCUUUGCAAAAAAUUUAAAAAGUAAUCCAGUAACAACAUCAACUGUUCUAAAUUUUCUGCUCUCAUGUAUAACUGAUACAGAUGAGUUACAUAAAUUGCAACUGUUGUAUUUAGAUGUGUUGAAAACUGAAUUAGCCAACAACAAUCCAGAUAGAGUGAUAACUGUUUUGUCAUUGUUGAAAUGGGUUGAUAAGCUGCAGCCUGUGUUUAUAAAUGAAAUAUUUAAACAUUUCUCUGACGACAUAUUUAGGCAACAUAGAAAACAAAUUCUCAUAAGCUUAGUCACCCAUAGUAAACCUGAACUAAUAAACAUAGCAUCUGACAUGAUGCAUAAAAAUGAGUCACAAAAACAUUUCAAAUUAACAGCUGAGUAUAUGAUAGAGCUCUGCUAUCAAGACAAAACCCACUGGCUGUUGAAAGCAGCUCAAAUUUACAAACAACAAUUGCAAGAUAUGAAAAAUGUUACAUUCGAAAUAAACAACUUCACAAAGCAGAUACUUAUAAUGGUGCUAAUAGAUCUGACAAAUUCCCCUGAAACAUACGAUUUGCCUUCAUUAGUAAAUCAAUUAACAAACAUAUUCUCAAUUCUCGACACAUAUACAACAACUGAUCAUCAGCUGCAGUUUUACAUGACAGAAGUGAAACGAGAGUUAACAGUAAUAAAGUUUUGUUUGGAGAACAAUUGUAAAAUAAUGUCAACAUCUAUAUUUAGUCAAGUUUUAAGCCAAAGUGCAUUGACAGUCAUAUCACAGGUCUGCAGACUAUCCAAAGUAGAUCGAUACAAAGUUUCGAGGCUGUUGAAUACUAAUAACGACUUUAUAACAGAGUUGUUAGCAUUGAGCAAUAAAAGUGAGAAAAAUUCUGAUCAAAUCUGUACUAAUUGGGACAUUUCGACCUAUAAUGGUUACUGUGCAAUAACCAAAGUUAUAGAUACAAUAUUGAAUUCGUCCGACAGUAUGGAUAACACGCAAGAAAUGAGCACAUCAUUGGACGAUAUCAAACGUUUACUCUUAUCAAUUCAACCUUUGCAAUAUUGUAUUGAAGUUAUAGAAACUAUAUUCUCUUGUAUAUUUCUGAGGUAUGAAUACUUUUCCUGCCACGAACACAAUCAAGAAUUUCCAUGUGGAACUCACUCGGAAUGUUCGUAUUUUUAUUCGAAAAAGCAAAACAAAAAUACUUCUAACAUUAACAGUACCAGCACUGGAUUCAUGUGCAAUGCAAUAACAACACAGAUUAUUUUGAACACUUUGAAACUUUGUUUGGAAACCCUAAAAGAUGGGGAAGUUAAAAAUUUAGAAUACAAUGAUCCGAAUAUGUUUGCCCGUUUCAAAAGGCUAGUUAAUGUCGUAAACCAUUCAAUAUGGAAAAUGCAGUUAGUGUCAACUCUUUCUCCUGACACAAGUCCUCUGCAACUAAAGUUGUGUCUCGAUUAUGUUGAAGUCGACGAUAGUAGCGAAGAUGAAGAACGGGAGUUAGAAGCCAAAGCGUUUAGGAAGAAACCCAAGAUGAAACGACGUAACACUAAUCCUAAACCAGAAGUUGGACAUGUUAUGCUUGCUUCUACAGUUUCCGCUUCUAUAGAUGCAUAUUCAGUAAAGAAGAACACGAUAGAUUUCAUCUCGAUCAUGCUGGCUAAACCAAAUUGUCUUGUGGCACUUGCGCUCUACCAAAACGACUUCGCAAAAGCGAAUCAGAUUUUGGAGAUGUUCGAUUUAUCAGAUUCCGAAAUCGCUACAGAAGUAACAUUUACGGAGCAAUUGCGCCAUCUAGUAGCGAAAAUAAAAAAUAUAAUUUGCUACAGAGAUUGUUCCCGAUACCCAACUAAGGAGUUGUCAGCACUCUCUGUCGUGUCCACUGAAGUUAUGGGUCUCGUUGAGGGGUUCCUAGCCUCAAACAGACCACCAAAUUCCUUCGAUAUCAUUGAGCUAGGCCCCCGACAUCCGCAUUUGCAACUUUAUAAUCAUCAAAACGCACCAUUUAUAAACGCUGUCGACAUACUUCUGAGCAGCGGACUCAAUAGAGAAAUAACAUACGGGCUAAUAAAUGUAGUUGAACGCAAACUUGCAGAAGUAAGAUGUAGUACGGAUGUCACUGCUGUUAAAAAGACCAACUACAUCAGAUUUGUAGAAGAUAUAGCCAGUGUUACAUUCGAAAUUUUCGGAAACACCGAGAAAUCUUUUGAAUUCGUCGAUAAUGUUUGCGAAUUAAUAGCCGAUUGUCGCAUUCCAAUCAAGCAUAAAGAAUUCUGUAAACUAAACCAGCUAUCCAAGGAACUGAGACAAUGUUGCUUAGACUUAGCUGACAUCGUAAAUCCUACCGCAGAAUCUAAUGUGGAUGAAAAUUUAUUGCAAAAAUAUCAUCAAAUUUACAUGAAUGUUGUGGCUGCUUCUGAUAAAGAUAUAUGUAAUAUAGGAGAGGUGUCCAGACAUGGAACAAAGAAAGCUAGAGUGCAUUAUUUAAGAAAAUGUUACAUGUACUCGAAAUCAGUAUAUCAACUCGAACAAGAGGACCGCCAAAAUGAAUCUCCAACUGAAAAACCCUACUUUUCAGUUUUAGAGAGACAGUUGCACGAUAUAUUUGGAAAUAUGAUUAACAAUAAAGAAAUGCCCGUGAGCUAUCUGGAGCCGAUAUGUAAAAAAUUAAACGUCAAUUUGAUUCCAAAGUUGAUUCUGAAUUUCUGUCCAUCGAUAACCUUGGCGGGGUCGUUGAGAGAAGCCAGUGAAGAAAACUUCAACAACCUUCUUCAAGUCGUAUUUGAUUUCAAGAAUUUGGAAGAGAAAUUGUUUGUUGAACCUACUGCAGACUUUGCUCCACUCCCGAGAACUCCAGAUCCCCAAUGCUUGACGUACGUUGUCUUACACAACUGGGUGCUCGCUCAUAUAAUUCGAAAAAUUCAUUCGAGCUUGAGCGAAAGCACAAGUCAACACAGUAUGGACGCUCGAACAAAGUACCUCAACAAAUACAUGGACUUGGAAAGAUUUGAUAGUACCAAAGUUUUGUUUGGUAACAAUAAAUGUUUGGCUUCACUACACACGAUCAUUGAUUUAGACAAAUUAUUUAUUUAUCUGCCAAAAUUACUAGAGUCAGGUAAAAUAUUGCAAUGCCUGAAAAUUAUCGACGCACUAUCCGAACGGCAAUUAAUGUGCAGUGCGAAUUUAAUGAAUUUGCGGGAUUUAAUGUUGUUUAAAAUUGCGACGAAUCCAAAAGUUCCUAACUGUUGGAAAUAUUGUCAAUACUUGAAAUGUUCAGAACUGAAGUUUGAUUUGAUCUUGAACAAUCUAGCUUGCUGGCCCGCGGAAGGUGCUAUGGAAGCUAUCGAUUACCUUCGAUUUAUUUUGGAUGAAACUGCUGCGGAGGAAGGUUUAUAUGAAAAAUGUAAUGAAUGGAAAGUUAAAAUACCUAUUUAUGAACAGAUAUCGUCCAUAAUGGGCACGAACCACUGGUACACGAUAUACGAGAAAUCAAUAGAAAAUCCUGAAAAUAUUAUUGAAGUGCUUAUGGAUAGUCAACAAUUCAAAUUGUGUUUAGAAUGGGCAGACAGCCACGACGUGUCGGAGCAUAUGAAAAACUUGAUCGUUAUCAAUCUUUUACGCCAGUUCUUUGAGUAUACAAACCAAGCCACGCCAUCUUUAGUCCGAGAUCUGCUUACAAGAUUACCCAGCAGCCAAGCAGUGGACUUGGUCGCGGAUGAAAUAUCCAAAAUCAGAAACAUAGAAAUACUCCAAGUGUGUAUUGACUAUCUCGCAGCCAAUAGUACAACUUGGAGGUCGUUUGAGAAUAUCAAAACAGGAUUUCAAAUCAUGCUCGAAAUUGAGGCUAAUUCAAGACAUCUCUUUUGGGAUUUGAUUGAGAAACCCUUGCUAAUGAUCGAACAGCUUCUAAUGAAUGGAAAGUUGGAAAUGUUGGCACAUAUUAUUACCAAAAUAUCAUCGAAUUUGAAAAACGAUCCAAGCGGCGACAACCUCUACUACAAUAUAAAGACUAUCGAGACGUUGUUGAUAUCUCGGAAUGCUGUCGACAGUUUACUGAGAUAUUACGCGGAAAAAGCUUUGGACAUGAAGAAUCCUUGGCACAGCAAUCCCUCGCCGCUCAAACCUUGGGACGAUUCGCUCUUACAAUCCAUAGAUUCUAUAAACAUAGAAGCUGCGUCGAAACCCUUUGUGAUGCCGGAGCAUGUGCCUUCGAAGGAUAAUUGGGUCGAAGACUACACGGUGGACAGAUGCAUGAUGUGCAAAAUAUCUAUAUUCUCUAUGAUCAUACGAAGGCAUCACUGCAGGCGAUGUGGACGAUUGGUCUGCCACGCUUGUUCUAGGAGUCGAAUGCAGGUACCAUCAUACCCGAGCGGUGUCAAGUUCCGCGUGUGCGACGACUGUUACACCCAGACAAUGAACAGGAAGACCAACUCGGAGUACGACAACCUGAUGCUGAGCAGCAACUCUGACUCGGGCGGCAGCGGCACCACCUGCAUGGACUGGUGCCUCUCCACCAACGCCAAGAAGAACGAGGCAGUGAGAGCGGAGUUCAGUUAUGAAUUCACGCCCAACGUCACACUGUGCUUGUCUAUUAUGAAAAUGCACACAAUAAGCUUGGAUUAUCCCAGAUUUCUACUAGACCGCAGUGAUGAAGUAGCGCGGGAGUUGGCCAACGGAGGCGACUCGGGCUUGUUGGUGCGCGCUCGACGCUCCUUGCUGUUAGCUGCUGCUGAGCUAUAUUCAAGAGCUCCAAAUGAAAAAUCCGGAGGCAUGCGCGUGGCGGAGACGGGCGCGGCGCACGCCACGCGCUGCCUGGCGCACGCGGACGCGAUGGCGACGCUUGUCAAACAUCAGGCGCACCACUUGGUGCCGCACCAGGGCGCGCAUCCCAGUCAAAUAGUCCGUUCUCUUCUGGAAGCGGAAAAAUGGGAGUUGGCAUUGGAGAUAGCAACAAAAUCGGGACUUCCCCGAAACAGCGUCCUCGCUGCGUGGGGUAAAGCGUGUCUCAAAGCCGGUUGCUUCAAAGAGGCCCGACGAAAGUUCGCAUUGUGUUUCAAAAACACUCCCGUUUGUGUAGACGUCGAUGAACUUGAGUACGGAAAAGAAGCUUCCGAGUUCAACUUCGUUAAUAGAAGGUUGAAUCAUAUGCGAUCCUCCGAGAGGUCUAUAUCGACUUCCAGCGCGACGUCUGAAGGGCGUGGGAGGACGAAUCCUCCCUUGUUGAACGAAAUCAUAACAAUGUUGGAGGACAUGAAUUAUCCGGUUAAUCAGCAGUUGUUGGACAAAGCUGAAACUAUAAAGUCAACAAACAAAAUGCUAUCUACAGCGAAUACGAAAAAGAAGAUCCAACUAACAGAGCCGGCUCUAAACAUAAUGCACAUGCUAGCGAGCGUCAAGAAGAUAAAACAGGGCGAUUACAGCGAUUUCCAAAAAGCUACAAUACAACCGAAGAAAACAUUAGCGCAAGAACUGUUACGGAGAAAUAACCACAACGAAGUAAAAGUCGACCAUACGAACAAAAAACUAGAUCCAUUCUUCUACAAAGAAUGCGUUUAUUAUCUAAGCAACUAUGGAUCUCAUGUGGCGAAUAUAAUGUUUUAUAUGAAGCACAGUAAUUUGCGCGAGGUCAUACGGUACUGUUACGACAAUGUGGUGGAAAAGGAGACCUUCACUGAUUCCGUUUACAUGGAGUGCUUGAAGAAGAACAAAGUGAAUGAUCUGCUGAAGGCUAUGAGUGAUAUGGACAGCUCUUUGGAAAUGUGGUCGGAAUACAUAAUGCACAUCUGCCGGACACUGGAGGUGGGUAAGAAGCUGGACGCACUGUACGCGCUGCAGUGCGGCACGGGGCAGCACGCGCGCGCGUCGGCGUCGUGCGCGCUGCUGUACUCGCGCCCCGUGCCGCCCGGCAACCCGCCCUUCGCUGUGCUGCUGGCGCGCCAGCACCACCUCACCGCCGCGCUACACCACCUCACCCAGUGCGUGCCGGUCACCAACAAGAUCAACGAUCCGAAGUCCAUCCAAUUCCAUCUGGACAGAGUGACCAUAGACAAUCUAAUGACAACGAUAUCUCGACAAAUUGAACUAGCCAAAUACCUUGCAAAUUGUGAAGCGUGCGGCAGACUGACUGAGAAAGUCAUCCAUGACGUCAUUCCUGCGCAGGGGGGGAGAAAAGAAGAGGGCGAUCACAGACCCCUGACACUUUUUGGGUCGAAUACAGAUAAAAUAAGGAUUGUGGCUUUGGUUUUGGCGUGCGGCCAGACUGUAGAGAGUGGAUUGGAUUUGGCUUUCAAGAUAGUGAGCGAGCACAAGCUGGACUCGAUGAACAUCUACAUCCACGUGGCCAAGUACCUCGUCAACGCGGACCGGUUCAUGGAGGUCAAGAGUCUCGCCAAGUGCAUCCGAUCUUCCAACGAGACGGCUGCCAGUCUGAUGAGCGACCAGGUGCUGGAGGCGGGCACGGGCGCGGUGGUGGCUCGCUGUGAGGCGCGCGGGCAGCUGCACGACGAGCAGGCCGAGCUGCUCAUACACGACAUCACCAGCCACGCCAUCAAGAUAUCCUGCUACCUGGUGUGCCGGAACGUGAGCAGCGCCUACAUCCUGGCGGCGCGGCACGAGCGCACCAACGACCUGCGCAGAGUGCUGCACGAGGCCGAGCGCCUCGGCAACGACCAAGUGAGGAACGCGUGCCUCAAGCGACUCACCUCCAGGAACGUGCUAGUAUAACCUGCCGCCUCCAGGCCUAACCCACUGCACGAGAAGUAGGAACGAAAGUAGGCAGAGACGUCGUAUGGUACUUUAUCAGCUCAUUUAUGAGCUGUGUGGGCAGACAGGACAUCAACGCGGCAACACGAGAAGCAUAUUGUGACUGCAGCGAAAGCGAUGCGUGCCAAAAGAUGAAUAAUUUGAUAAUUUUGGCUACAUAUCAUUCUUUUGUUCUAUUGUAACAUAAGAGAUAACUUAAAUAUCGUUUUGUUUUGUAACGUGACGACCGAGAGAGCGAUAUGUAGACAAAAUUAUCUUGUUAGUGUGUAGUAGGCCUAAGAUAUACUCUUAUCUCGAAAAAAACGUUGCGCUGAAACAAAAGAGAGCGCGAUAUGAAUUCCGCUGCUUUAAGUCGAUAAUAUGCCUUUUUCUCUUCACGAAGAUGUUGCAGACGCUUACUGGUGUGCCAAAUAUAAUGAAUGACAUUCUGGCGACGCGGCACGGGAGCAUCAAUGAUUAACGAAAUUAUAGAUUUAGGAGAAAAUCAUGUUAUUUUAUGGAAAGUUUAAUAGUAUUUUUCCGUCACAAUACAUAGAUGAAAUUUGGCUAUUGUAUGUUAUUUAUUGCAUUAUUAUUUAUUAGAUUAUAUCAUGGACGAAAAUAAGAAAUUAAAUAAAUUGCUACUUUCUUGCAUCAUAAAAUUAGAAGUGCUACCAUCAGUUUGUAAUAAGUGAUGUAUUGCAAACAUACUGAUUAAAAUAUGCCAGCUUUAGUAUUGCUAUUUUACCAUUUAUUUAAUUAUACUAUAAAAAGUUUAAUUUGAACUGACAAUUGUAAUAUUAUUUGCUCUUCAUAGAAAAACCGCUGGGUGCUAUUAUACUAUGAUGUGAUAAUAAUUACUACAUAUAAUAUGUAAAUAAACAAUGAAUUCAUUAUAUUGAACUGGCGUUGGUAAAUUAUUAAAAAAAACAUGAUAGUCUAAUAAAAUAAAAAGUUAAAAUUUAAAUUAAUUUACUGACACGAAAAAAUACGCUAAAUGAAAUGAAAACUAAGUUUUUGGACUAAAAAAACGCUAUUUUGUCUUUUGAAUAUAUGUAAUUAAUAUAAAAAGCUUUAUUUAGUUAAUUUACUUAGUUACCUAAUUAUGUUUACAUAUUUUCAAAUACCUAAGGCAUGAUAUUAUGUGUGUAAUAAAAUAUCUUCUUGUUAUAAUUUACUCAAAUUUUAUCAUAUAUAAGAUGUGUAUUGCAUUGUUAAUUUAUUGCAUUAAUUGGUCUCAAUCUUGUGAUAUAUAAACUGUUAGUAAGAUCAAAGAACAAAACUGUACUGAAAAA